This is a messenger RNA of Coniosporium apollinis CBS 100218, 1005 nucleotides long. RefSeq lists its product as uncharacterized. Gene Ontology annotation, molecular function: tocopherol cyclase activity. The record is from RefSeq and is a predicted model, not a curated record. Bases 1 to 1005 code for a protein of 334 amino acids. The transcript has a single exon. NCBI's taxonomy places the organism in Eukaryota, Fungi, Ascomycota, Dothideomycetes.
AUGGAACACUUCGCGCCACACAAGUCCUCCGUCUUCGAGGGUUACUACUCCAAGUUUACCCUGCCGUCUGGGGCGUCCCUGGCGUUGAUCAUCUGCAGCGUGCCGAAAGCUCCCAAAAGGCCGCACAUGGUAUCAUUUACAUAUGUACCCAAGGACGUUUCAAAUAUUUUCCAACGAGAGCUGUGGGUUGAGAGUAUCGAUCGGGUGCCCACGGGGCCAAAUAACGCGUUCGAACUGCGCGUGCCUGGCCUGGGUUAUAUGAAAUGUGCUCCAGACUCCACCACGGAGUACAAGCUAGAACACGAGGACUUCUCUCUCAAGGGUAUCACUACGAACCGGAUUCCAUGGUCUGAGACAAGGGACACGCCGGAAGGAAACCUCGUCUACCUGCCGAUUCCGUUGCACUGGCAUGUUCAAUCACUUGGAUCAGAAUGCAAGCUCAGUCUUAAGAUUCCUUCAGGGGAUGUGCCUCCCGCAGACGCAGAGGGCAAGGCAAUGGUCCACCAGGAAAAGAACUGGGCCCAGAGCUUCCCAAGCGCACACAUAUGGAUUCAAGCCCGGGAGGGCGCACGCGGCUUCUGCCUCGCCGGCGGACAGAUUUUGGGCAUGGAGGCUUACCUUCUGGCCUACCGCAGCGAAAAAUGGAACAUCAACUUCCGGCCACCAUUCGCACUGAAAGCUCUGGGUCUCUCCCCUUUCAUGUGCGUAACGCCCAAUUGGGACAACCGGUCUUUCGAGCUCAGCGUUCAGAGCUUCCGGACGAAGAUUGUCGCGCGCGCAAAGGCUCCUGCUGGCACGUUCUUCUCCUUGAGCUCGCCUUUCCCGGAAGGUCACCGGGAGAACUACUUGGGCCAGAGCUUUCAGGCCACGCUGGAUGUUGAGGUCUAUGAGAGUGGAUGGCUUGGUCCCUGGAAUCUGGUACACAGAGAUCGCUUCGAGGGGGCAGCAUUGGAGUUCGGAGGGGAGUACUAUCCGCAACGCGGUACUGACAAGAAGAUGAAUUAG